GCCCCUGAUAUGGCUACAGGUGCAAAGAAUUUUAGACCAAGAAGCCAUGGAUAGGAGAAGUGUGGGUGAAACAGAAAAUGGAGAUGCUUUCCUUGACCUGAAGAAGCUGCCGUCCUCCAAAUCCCCCCAUCGCUAUACAAAAGAGGAGCUCUUGGAUAUAAAAGAACGCCCCCAUUCCAAACAGAGGCCUUCGUGCCUUUCCGAAAAAUAUGACAGUGAUGGUGUCUGGGACCCCGAGAAAUGGCAUGCUUCUCUCUAUCCAGCAUCAGGACGGAGCUCACCAGUAGAAAAUCUGAAGAAGGAACCGGAUCCAGACCGGCCUUCCCUAGUGCGCAGGAUAGUAGAUCCACGAGAACGUGUAAAAGAAGAUGACUUAGAUGUUGUUCUCAGCCCACAGAGGCGAAGCUUUGGAGGGGGCUGCCAUGUGACAGCUGCUGUUAGUUCCCGGCGCUCAGGAAGUCCAUUGGAGAAAGACAGUGAUGGGCUUCGCCUGCUUGGUGGACGCAGGAUUGGCAGUGGGAGGAUAAUCUCCGCCCGGACCUUUGACAAGGAUCACCGUCUUAGUGAUAAGGACCUGCGGGACUUGAGAGACAGAGACCGUGAGAGGGACUACAAGGACAAGCGUUUUAGGAGGGAGUUUGGGGAUAGUAAGCGUGUCUUUGGCGAGCGUAGAAGAAAUGAUUCUUACACAGAAGAAGAACCAGAGUGGUUCUCAGCUGGACCCACAAGUCAGUCUGAAACCAUCGAACUGACUGGUUUUGAUGAUAAGAUACUAGAAGAGGAUCACAAAGGGAGGAAAAGAACACGGCGACGGACAGCCUCUGUGAAGGAAGGCAUAGUUGAAUGCAAUGGAGGAGUGGCCGAAGAGGAUGAGGUGGAAGUCAUUCUUGCCCAGGAUCCUAUUGCAGAUCAGGAAGUACCAAGGGAUGCCAUCUUGCCUGAGCAAUCCCCAGGAGAGUUUGACUUCAAUGAGUUCUUUAACCUGGACAAGGUGCCGUGCUUGGCCUCGAUGAUAGAAGAUGUGUUGGGAGAAGGGUCGGUCUCUGCCAGUCGGUUCAGUAGGUGGUUCUCUAACCCAAGCCGAUCAGGAAGCCGAUCUAGCAGUCUUGGUUCAACACCACAUGAAGAACUAGAGAGACUGGCAGGUCUGGAGCAAGCCAUUCUCUCUCCUGGACAGAACUCUGGGAAUUAUUUUGCUCCUAUACCAUUGGAAGAUCAUGCUGAAAAUAAAGUGGAUAUUUUAGAGAUGCUACAGAAAGCCAAAGUGGAUUUAAAACCUCUGCUUUCCAGCCUUUCUGCAAAUAAAGAAAAACUUAAGGAGAGCUCACAUUCAGGGGUUGUCCUUUCAGUGGAAGAGGUAGAAGCAGGGCUCAAGGGCUUGAAGGUGGACCAGCAAGUGAAGAAUUCCACUCCCUUUAUGGCAGAACACUUAGAGGAGACCCUCAGUGCUGUAACCAGUAAUCGACAGCUCAAGAGAGAUGGAGAUAUGACGGCGUUCAACAAGCUUGUGAACACCAUGAAGGCAAGUGGGACUCUGCCUUCUCAGCCCAAAGUCAGUCGAAACCUUGAAAGCCAUUUGAUGUCACCUACUGAGAUUCCAGGCCAGCCUGUCCCUAAGAACAUCCUGCAGGAACUUCUAGGCCAACCAGUUCAGAGACCUGCUUCUUCCAAUCUUCUGAGCGGCCUUAUGGGGAGUUUGGAGCCUACAACAUCUUUAUUGGGCCAAAGAGCAUCCUCUCCUCCGCUGUCACAGGUGUUUCAAACUCGAGCAGCCUCUGCAGAUUACCUUCGCCCAAGGAUACCAUCACCAAUUGGUUUUACACCAGGACCACAGCAGCUCCUCGGAGAUCCAUUCCAAAGCAUGCGCAAGCCCAUGAGCCCUGUCACAGCUCAGAUGAGCCAGUUGGAGUUGCAACAGGCAGCUUUGGAGGGGCUGGCUCUGCCACAUGACCUUGCAGUGCAGACAGCAAACUUCUACCAGCCUGGCUUUGGCAAACCACAGGUAGACAGAACCAGAGAUGGAUUCAGAAACAGGCAACAGCGAGUGACCAAGUCACCAGCACCCGUACACCGAGGGAACUCCUCUUCCCCUGCCCCCGCCGCCACCAUCACAAGCAUGCUUUCUCCUUCCUUCACCCCUACCUCAGUGAUUCGUAAGAUGUAUGAGAGCAAAGAGAAAAGCAAGGAGGAACCACCAUCUGGAAAAGCUGCUCUUGGUGACAGUAAAGAGGAAACUCAGAAGGCCAGUGAAGACAACCUCCUGUCAUCCAAUGCUGUAUCUAAUGUUGAUCAAGACUCUCCUCCCACCACAAAUCCUAAACUGUCAACGUUACAGCGGUCUUCGUGUUCCACCCCACUCUCCCAGACCAACCGUUACACCAAAGAACAAGAUUACCGACCUAAAGGUGGGAGAAAGACACCCACUUUGGCGUCCCCAGUUCCAGGAACACCUUUUCUCCGGCCUGUCCACCAAGUUCCCCUCGUUCCCCAUGUCCCUAUCGUUCGUCCUGCUCACCAGCUUCACCCAGGGUUGGUCCAAAGGAUGCUGGCCCAGGGAGUACAUCCACAGCAUCUUCCAAGUGUGCUUCAAGCUGGUGUGCUUCCUCCUGGAGUGGACCUGACUCACUUACAGGGAAUAUCUGGCCCAAUCCUGGGUCAGCCCUUUUACCCUUUACCUGCUGCUAGUCACCCUCUCCUAAACCCUCGGACUGGGACACCUCUGCACCUGGCAAUGAUGCAGCAGCAGCUACAGCGCUCAGUUCUGCAUCCUCCAGGCUCUGGUUCCCAGACAGCAGCCGUUAACGUUCAGACCGCCCCUCAGAAUGUGCCCAGCCGGUCAGGCCUGCCCCACAUGCACUCCCAGCUGGAGCACCGCCCCAGCCAGAGGAGCAGCUCCCCUGUGGGCCUUGCCAAGUGGUUUGGCUCAGACGUCCUACAGCAGCCCCUGCCUUCCAUGCCCACCAAAGUCAUCAGUGUAGAUGAACUGGAGUAUCGACAGUAAGCAGAACAGGCAGGCUCACCCAAGCCUGGACCUCUGGUACCUGAUCAGGACUCACUGCCUCAUCUUGGGUUGAUUUACGGGCUGUCACAGUGGAGCACUCUGUGCGAAGCUGUUUGGGGGCCCAUGCACCUGCUGUGGUCUCCAUUAUGAGGAAAAGAACAACCAAUACAGUGGAGUCUACAUUGUCUGAAUAUGGGAUGCACGAUGUUGGCAAUCCUAGAAAGUUUUUCUUUUUGUAACAUAUGUGAAUGAAGUGUUGGUGUCUUCACCAAGAGGUGGCACCUAAGGGUUCUAAGGAAAUAAAUGUAUAGACCCUUAUGUACAGACCUGUGUAUAAACAACUUUUGUAUAUACAUAUAGGAUAGCUUUUUUGAACUUAUACAGCUGUACAUAAAAGUAGCUCAUAUUAGUUAAGACUUUGUGAAAAGUUGGUUUUUUUUUUUCACUUGUACAUUUGGGUUUUUUUUUUCUUUUGAUGAUUAAAAUUGCAUAUGCUAUGUGUGUGAAUGAA
Tupaia belangeri chinensis (Chinese tree shrew) is the source of this 3512-nucleotide messenger RNA. It is a transcript of the gene EIF4ENIF1, whose product is annotated as eukaryotic translation initiation factor 4E nuclear import factor 1. Gene Ontology annotation, biological process: negative regulation of translation. The coding region runs from base 47 to 3001 and encodes 984 amino acids. The record is from RefSeq and is a predicted model, not a curated record. Gene Ontology annotation, cellular component: nucleus; cytoplasm. NCBI's taxonomy places the organism in Eukaryota, Metazoa, Chordata, Mammalia, Scandentia, Tupaiidae. Gene Ontology annotation, molecular function: mRNA binding. The transcript has 19 exons.